AUGAUUAGUCCGGACACAAAACCCCAAGCCUGGAAAGCAGAAGAUGUCCGUCGAGAUACCUCAUGGAUUCUGCGCCUUACCCCGGAGGAGACCAAUGGGUUCCGCACUGCACUCGCGCAUGCACGCAACGUGAACAAACCACUGCUCAAGAUGGAGCAAGCGGACUUUCCUCUUCCACAUCCAUCUCGUCUCGCCCUUGAGCGAGCUAUUGGCACAACGCAGGGUCGUUGGGGCAUGUGCCUCGUCAAAGGUUUCCCAACAGAGGAGUGGACUGAGGCAGAAAUGCGCCUCGCAUACUGGGGCAUGGGACUAUAUAUGGGCGUGGGAAGAACUCAAAACCGCGCAAGCGAAGUCAUUAACGAUGUCCGCGAUGCCGGGGGGAGUUACAAGGUCAAAGGUGGUCGAGGCUAUAAUACAAAUGCCGGUCUUGAUUUCCACCAAGACUCCUGUGACGUUGUCGCCCUUCUUUGUCGCCGGACUGCCAAAACCGGAGGAAAGAGCAAAGUGAUGAGCUCCGUUGCGCUUCGAGACCGCGUCAAGGAGCUACGCCCAGAUCUCAUGCCCGUCCUUGAGGGGUCAAACUGGUUUCACAGCUUCCAGGGUGCUCAAGAUCCAACCCAACCGUCUUAUUAUCGCUGUCCGAUUUUCGGAAACGAUCCCGACUUCUUCUGUGCGCGAACAAAUCGAAAGAAUAUUGUUGCAGCACAGCGUGAUUUCCCAGAAGUACCCAGGUUAACUCGGCAGCAGGAAGAAGUGCUUGAUCUGCUGGACACGAUAAUGCCAUCAGAUGAUUAUUGCUACUCAAUGGAGCUGGAACGUGGCGAUAUGCAGCUUCUCAAUAGCUUUGUUACACUUCACUCCCGUACGCCGUUCGAGGACUAUGAGGACCCGGGCGAGAAGCGUCAUUUGAUGCGGCUUUGGCUAUCAAUUCCGAUUUCCCAGCCUCUUCCGCUACAGUGGGCUGAGUAUUGGGGCGAUGUGAGAUGUGGCUCAGUGCGAGGAGGUGUUCGAGGCAGUUCCAUCACAGCGGAAUUUCUGGAUUACGAAAAGCGACAGUCAAAAACAAUGAACAUGCCUUUUGCGCCAUGGAAGCCUCUCAUCGGCCAGAAAGAUAUGAAGAAUGUUUUGGCUUCGUAUUAA
This is a messenger RNA of Talaromyces rugulosus, 1140 nucleotides long. RefSeq lists its product as uncharacterized. The transcript has a single exon. Lineage: Eukaryota; Fungi; Ascomycota; Eurotiomycetes; Eurotiales; Trichocomaceae. The coding region runs from base 1 to 1140 and encodes 379 amino acids. Gene Ontology annotation, molecular function: oxidoreductase activity. The record is from RefSeq and is a predicted model, not a curated record.